This is a messenger RNA of Cladocopium goreaui, 333 nucleotides long. The record is from the annotation of a GenBank genome assembly. NCBI's taxonomy places the organism in Eukaryota, Dinophyceae, Suessiales, Symbiodiniaceae.
AUGCCUUUGGUCACUGUCUUCACUGACGUGGAUGGCCUCGUUGCAAAGAAGCAGGAGGUCUGCCAAAUGGUCCAUGAGGCGGUGAAGUCGGCGCUUGGAAAGCCUGACCAAUACAUCACCGUGGCCCUGAUGAAGGCAGAGUGUGUCACAGUUGCUGGACAAGAAGCCUCGGUUGUGGUCGAGGUUGACUCGAUUGGUGGCGAUUUUGGUGCUCUCAUCUCCACCAUUGCAAAGGGUCUUCAGGCACAUGGCGUGGAACCUUCAAAGGUGACUGGAACAUUCCGAGGAGUGUCCUUCAAGGAGUUCGCCAUGAAUGGCCGCCCUCUUGGCUAA